UCUGUCAAGUGCUGUCAAAAGUUGAAUACACAGAAUAUAAAAAAAAUUCGUUAAAUGCAAUAACAAAAUAAUUAUUUAAUACGAUGGCGAUGUACAAAGGUUUUCGGGUCCUGGAAAAAUCGCAGCCUCCAAAUCCUCACAGCGUUUUAUUAGAAUACAGGGGAAAAGAGAAUACUUUACUUUUUGAGAGUCAAGCGGUUGCCGUUUUAUCUGUUCAAGAAACCGAAGCCGUACGAAAGCAAUACACCAAGAUAUUAGAUGCUUAUGGUUGUUUAGGGGUAUUACAGUUAAAUGCAGGAGAAAAUACUGUACUUUAUCUUGUUAUGAUCACCGGCUGUUUUUCUGUUGGAAAAGUUGGUGACUCUGAAAUAUUUAGGAUUACACAAACUCAAUUUAUUCCUUUACAUUAUCAACAAAACGAAGACAGAAUCAUAGAGGUCAGGAAAUUAUUAAACUCUGGAACAUUCUAUUUUUCAUGGAAUGUAGGUGGAACACCUUUAGAUCUUACAUUAUGUGCUCAAAGGAGACAGAAAACAACACAAACAGAUCAUCGUUUCUUUUGGAAUAGAAUGUUGUUUGUUCAUCUUGUUCGAUUUGGGGUUGAUUGUAAAUCAUGGUUAGUAAAAGCAAUGUGCGGUUCAGUUGAGAUAAGAACGGUUUACAUCGGUCAUCGGAAAGCUUUAGCUGCCGUAAUGUCUAGGUUAAGUUGUGAAAGAGCCGGGACAAGGUUUAACGUACGGGGUACUAACGAUGAAGGGCACGUCGCGAAUUUCGUCGAAACGGAACAAGUUAUAUUUUUAGACAACGAAGUUUCGUCGUAUUUACAAACUAGAGGUUCUGUCCCGUUGUUUUGGGAACAACCGGGUGUACAAGUCGGAUCUCAUAAAGUAAAAUUAUCAAGGGGUUAUGAGGCAUCAAAAUCGGCCUUUGAUAGGCAUUUAACGUUAAUUAAAGAACGUUAUGGAAAACAGGCGAUAAUUAAUUUAUUAGGUACUAGUUUAAUUGGUAGUAAAGAAGGGGAAGCAACUUUGAGUCAAGAAUUUCAAAGGCAUCAUUUUGAGUCUGAUCACACUGACGUUCCACAUGUUGUUUUUGAUUACCAUCAGGAAUGUCGAGGCGGAAAUCAAACAAAUUUAGUCAAAUUAAAAGCGAAGAUUGACCCGCAAUUAACCGAAUUCGGGUUUUAUCAUGCUGAAAACAAUACAGUUUUUCAUUCUCAAAUCGGUACUUUAAGAACAAAUUGUUUGGAUUGUCUUGAUAGAACGAAUUGUGUACAAACUUUUAUUGGGUUGGAGAUUUUGGGUAAACAAUUACAAGUAAUGCAGCUGGUGGAUAAAAAGCAAAUUAUUUCUCGUUUCGAGGAAGUAUUUAAACAAAUGUGGAUCAAUAAUGGAAAUGAGAUAAGUAAAAUAUAUGCAGGAACUGGAGCUAUACAGGGUGGAUCAAAAUUAAUGGAUGGGGCGAGAUCCGCAGCGCGAACUAUACAAAAUAAUUUAUUGGAUAAUUCUAAACAAGAAGCAAUUGAUGUUUUAUUAGUUGGAUCUACACUUAGUACUGAAUUAGCUGAUAGAGCAAGGACUUUACUUCCAUAUAAUACAUUACACGCUCCACCACAUGUUUUACGCGAGAUGUGUAACCGUUACAUAGAAUAUACAACUCCGAUGCAAAUUCGUGUCGCUGUAGGAACAUAUAACGUUAAUGGGGGAAAACAUUUCCGUAGUUUAGUGUUUCGGGAUUUGUCGCUAUCCGAUUGGUUGUUAGAUAACAAUCAAUUAAACAACUUGGUUGAUGUUUCGCACAAUAGCGACGACGCAAAUCUUCCCGUUGAUAUCUACGCGAUCGGUUUUGAAGAAAUCGUGGAUCUCAACGCUGCGAAUAUCGUCGCUGCUAGCUCGGAAAAUGCGAAAUCGUGGAUGGAGGAGUUGCAGAAAGUUUUAUCGAGGGAUCGACCGUACGUUUUGGUUUCAUAUCAACAGUUAGUUGGGGUUUGUUUGUAUUUAUUUGUACGACCUGAACAUGCACCUUAUAUCCGUGAUGUAGCUGUUGAUUCUGUUAAAACUGGUUUAGGUGGACAUACAGGUAAUAAAGGUGCUGCUGCGAUCCGCAUGGUAUUUCAUGCAACAUCGCUGUGUUUUGUUUGUGCUCAUUUCGCCGCUGGCCAAUCGCAAGUGAAUGAAAGAAAUGAAGAUUACGCCGAAAUAACACGAAAAGUGACAUUUCCAAUGGGUAGAACGUUAAAUUCACACGAAUACCUCUUCUGGUGUGGUGAUUUUAAUUAUAGAGUGGAUUUGGAUAAAGAUGAGAUGAAAGAUUUGUUAAAACAAGGCGAUGUAGAAAGUGUGCUUCAAUUUGAUCAGUUGAAAAAGCAACAAGAAUGCGGGAAAGUGUUUAAAAAUUUUAUAGAGGGUGAAAUAACGUUUCCGCCUACUUACAAAUAUGAUUUAUUUAGUGACGAUUAUGAUACCAGUGAAAAAUGUCGAGCGCCAGCUUGGACGGAUCGUGUACUUUGGAAACGACGCCCUCUAUAUCCCGAUAAUUCCCCUGAUGAUGACCAUAAUUCUGGUAAAUUAGUACAUUACGGCCGAGCGGAAUUGAAACAAAGCGAUCAUCGACCAGUUAUAGCCAUAGUAGAUAUUGAUAUAAGAAAAGUUGAUAUUGAACGUAGGCAAAAUGUAUUUUAUCAAGUAAUCGCCGAUUUAGGACCACCAGAUGGUACAAUAAUAGUCCAAUGUGAAGACAAAAAUGUCAACGAAGACACCACAAUUUUCGACGACAAUCUCACCCACACGUUACUUCAAGAAUUAUCUCAAAUCGGUGACGUCAUCUUAGUUAGAUUCGUUGUGGACACGAUGUGGGUUACUUUCCGAGAUGGACAAUGCGCGCUUACCGCAGCUGCAAAGAAAUUUGUGCGCGUUUUAGAUUGUGAUCUUACUUUAUCGUUGAAAACGCCGAAUUGGGUCGAACAGGCCAAAGAAGAAAUUGGAUUAUGUUCGAGCAACACCGUUCCUUUACACAUAUCAACCCCCGAAUAUAAUUGUCUUGGUAUACCCGAAGUUAAAUCAAGUGGUGGGAGAACUGGACCACCUUCAAGACCUCCACCACCUAGUGUUAAAUCACCAGCUGCACCAAAAAAACUUUUACCAAGGGCUGGAGUAAUAAGUAUUCCAAAUGCAACAAAACCAGUAACGAUACCAGAUUUUCCCGCUCCAAUAUUAACACAAGAAGAGACGGGAAUUUAUGAAGAGAUAAGUGAUGAUGUGGUAAGUUGUCCGGAGCCGCAGGGACCGCCUCCGCCGCCCCCAAGACCGGAACCGACCCUACCUCCAUUGCCACAACGAGGUCCACCUCCGGUACCGGCCCGAUCAGCUCCGCCUCCUCCGUUACCGGCUCGACCUCGUUAAAAAAUUUAAAAAAAAAGAUGAUAGCCAAUUAGUAUUAUUAUUAUAAUAAUUAUUUUAUGUUGAGGUAAGUAUGCUUUUUGCGGCCAUUAAAAGAAAUGACCAAUAAAAGUUUACUUAUACAAAAAAAAUCAUGUACAGGUGUUUUAAAAGAUUAAGUUAAAUUUAAAUGUUACAUUUUUAAACUUUCAAAACACAUUGUAUAUUAUUUUGAGAUGCAUUCCUUUCAUUUUCCUAUCGUUUACUCUUGCCUAGUCAAUGCUGAAUAAAGUUCAUAUCACGAAAUAGGUGCGAUGUAAUAUCCUUACUUAUGUGAAAACGAACUGUAACUGUGUAUUUUAUUAUUAUUAGUUAUAAAAGUGGCAACGUUUUUCUGUAUGCGCAUUGUCAAAAACAACCGUAGGAUUCAUAACGAAAUAACGAUAAUGAAUUAAAAAUUUAAAGUUAUAAAACGCUGUUAAUGGAUAGACGUUAGAGUUAUUUUUUAAAAAUAUCUCAGAGUAAUCAGAUAAAAUAUUGUUGGCUGUUUAUGAAAUAUAACUUGCUUGGUUAUGAAAAUCUCAAAA
Molecule: messenger RNA, 3964 nt
Organism: Onthophagus taurus
Lineage: Eukaryota; Metazoa; Arthropoda; Insecta; Coleoptera; Scarabaeidae
Gene: Synj
Product: Synaptojanin
Biological process (GO): synaptic vesicle endocytosis; phosphatidylinositol dephosphorylation
Molecular function (GO): nucleic acid binding; phosphatidylinositol-4,5-bisphosphate 5-phosphatase activity
Source: RefSeq, a predicted model, not a curated record